CAACCCUUCAAACUAAACUCACUCAUCCCAACAAUGGCUUCUUCUACUACUACUCUACCAUUAUGCACCAACAAAACCCUCUCUUCUUCCUUCACCCACAAUUCUUUCGUAGCAAAACCGUCUCAGUUUUUCCUCCAUGGAAGCCGUCGUCAAAGUUUCAAGGUUUCAUGCAACGCCAAUAACUCGGGCGAGCAUGAAAAAAACCUUGAAGGUGUUGACAGAAGGAAUGUUCUUCUUGGUUUAGGAGGGCUCUAUGGUGCUGCUAAUCUUGCACCAUUAGCCACUGCUUCUCCUAUACCACCCCCUGAUCUCAACUCUUGUGGUACAGCCACGAUUACUGAUGGUCCACCUGUACCAUAUAGUUGUUGUCCCCCUAAACCUGAAGAUUUGGACAGCGUUCCAUAUUACAAGUUCCCCUCUGUGACCAAGCUCCGUAUUCGUCAACCUGCUCAUGCGGUUGAUGAGGAGUACAUAGCCAAGUACCAGUUAGCCAUUAGUCGAAUGAGGGAACUUGACAAAUUAGACCCAUUUGAUCCUAUUGGCUUCAAGCAACAAGCCAAUGUCCAUUGUGCUUAUUGCAAUGGUGCGUACAAAAUUGGUGGCAAAGAGUUGCAAGUUCACUUCUCUUGGCUUUUCUUCCCGUUCCAUAGAUGGUACUUGUACUUCUACGAGAGAAUCUUGGGCUCUUUAAUCAAUGACCCAACUUUUGCUUUGCCAUAUUGGAACUGGGACCAUCCAAAGGGCAUGUGUUUGCCUCCUAUGUUCGAUGUUGAAGGGUCUUCCCUUUACGACGCAAAGCGUAACCCACACGUCCGUAACGGAACCACAAUGGAUCUUGGUUCUUUCGGUGAAGAGGUCCAAACAACUCAACUCCAGCAGAUGGCGAAUAACUUAACUCUUAUGUACCGUCAAAUGAUAACUAAUGCUCCGUGCCCGUUGUUGUUCUUUGGUAAGCCUUACCCUCUGGGAACUGAUCCCAGUCCAGGGAUGGGAACUAUUGAAGAUAUUCCUCAUAAUGCUAUCCACGCCUGGACUGGUACAGUGCGAGAUAACGUCACGUCAUUCGGUGAGGAUAUGGGUAAUUUCUACUCAGCUGGUUUGGACCCAGUUUUCUAUUGCCACCAUGGCAAUGUGGACCGGAUGUGGAAUGUAUGGAAAACACUAGGAGGGAAAAGAAAGGAUUUGGCGGACAAAGAUUGGUUGAACUCGGAGUUCUUUUUCUACGAUGAAAACCGCAACCCAUGGCGUGUGAAAGUCCGAGACUGUUUGGACAGCAAGAAGAUGGGGUACGAUUACGAACCAAUGCCCACUCCAUGGCGUUACUGUAAGCCAAUAAGAAAGACUACAACAGGAAAAGUGAAUACAGGUGCACUUCCACCAGCCAGCAAGGUAUUCCCACUCGCGAAGCUGGACAGAGCCAUUUCCUUUUCCAUCAAUAGGCCGGCAUCGUCAAGGACUUCACAGGAGAAAAGGGAACAAGAGGAGUUGCUGACAUUCAACCAUGUCAAGUACGAUGAUAGAAAAAACAUAAGGUUUGAUGUGUUCCUCAACGUGAACAAGACUUUUAAUGCGGAUGAGCUUGACAAGCCAGAGUUUGCAGGGUGCUACACCAACUUGCCACAUGUUCAUGGAGAUACUCAUACUGCGGAUGCUAGUUUCCAGCUGGCCAUCAAUGAACUAAUGGAGGACAAUGGCCUCGAAGAUGAAGACACUAUUGCUGUAACUUUGGUUCCAAAGAAAGGUGGCGAAGUGAUCUCCAUUGAAAGUGCGGAGAUCAAGCUUGAGGAUUGUUAAGUCCUGUUUUGGUGGCUAUGGUGCCAAAAUUAAACUGUUGUGUGCGCUUUUAUAUGUUUUUAUUUCUAUUAAAAUAACAGCUAGAUUGCUGACCGGUGUUUCUAGUCAUCGGAAUAAA
Molecule: messenger RNA, 1912 nt
Organism: Lycium barbarum (goji berry)
Lineage: Eukaryota; Viridiplantae; Streptophyta; Magnoliopsida; Solanales; Solanaceae
Product: catechol oxidase B, chloroplastic-like
Exons: 1
Coding region: 34-1794 (586 amino acids)
Biological process (GO): pigment biosynthetic process
Molecular function (GO): catechol oxidase activity
Source: RefSeq, a predicted model, not a curated record